This is a messenger RNA of Trichomycterus rosablanca, 1343 nucleotides long. RefSeq names its product mitochondrial ribosomal protein S30 (gene mrps30). The transcript is spliced from 5 exons. Gene Ontology annotation, molecular function: structural constituent of ribosome. The coding region runs from base 1 to 1266 and encodes 421 amino acids. Gene Ontology annotation, cellular component: mitochondrion; ribosome; mitochondrial large ribosomal subunit. Lineage: Eukaryota; Metazoa; Chordata; Actinopteri; Siluriformes; Trichomycteridae. The record is from RefSeq and is a predicted model, not a curated record. Gene Ontology annotation, biological process: translation.
AUGGCGGCGUGCAGCAAAUCGCCCUUGCGUUUGUUUCUAUCUACUAAAACAUCGCGUGUAAUUUGCAGUCGACAUGUUCAGGUUAAUAGAGAAGCCGCAAAGUCUCUGUAUCCCCCGAUCUUACCCUCCCGCACAGCUAAGAGUAAAUCAGCUAAGCGCCGGGUCUUACUGGAGUCCUUUGAGCGCUUGCGCACUGUGGAGCCGCAGGAGAAGAUUCGAGCUCUGACCCGCGUCCAGCGCAUGAAAUACGUGGUUUAUCCACAAACCUUUGCUCUGGGAGCGGAUAAAUGGUACCAGCACUUCACCAAGACCGCGUACUUACCCGGACUGCCUCAGAAAUUCAGUUCAGGAGCUGAUGGGACAGGAGAGGUAGCAGUUAUAGAGGAAUCAGUGCUAUCAGAAGUGCGCUCCGCAGUGAGGAACUCUCUGCUGCAGGAGUUCUGGUACAUGAAGAAAGGUAGAACAUUCGCCCAAAAAGAACAGAGACACUUUGUUACCCCCUUUCUCAAGAACCUGGUGUCAUCCCUGGUCAAUUCACUGGCCAACAAGAAUCCUGUGCUCCGCCAGUCAAGCCUAGAUUUGGCCCCAUAUGUCAACUUUUACUGGAUAAAUGGAGAGAGGACUAUUCAGAGAGGACACAGACGGGGUAGAGUGGAGCCCAAGAGAUUUCAAAUUGAUGACAGACCUCACAGUCAAAUACGAAUCCCACAUCAAUUACCUGAGUUUGUGCCACUUGAGGCAGAGAUAACUGCUGAGGUGCCAGUAAUCAAGUUUGCUCCAGACCUUCUUCCCUUGUUUCGAAGACAGUAUGACAACAACAUCUUUACAGGUGCUAAACUGCAAGACCCAUGCUGCUACGGACACACACAGUUUCAUGUGGUUCCUGAUAGGUUCCGGAGGGACAAACUGAACAAGAAAAACCUCACAGAUCAAGUUGAGGUGUUUUUGAGAGCCAAUGCUAUUGCAAGUCUUUUUGCAUGGACUGGAGCACAGGCCAUGUAUCAGGGUUUUUGGAGCGAACAAGAAGUGAGCAGGCCAUUCGUGUCCCAGGCCAUCAUCACAGACGGCCAGUACUUCUCUUUCUUCUGCUACCAGCUCAACACUCUGGCUCUGAGCUCCUUCUCUGUUCCCAACAAUUCAAGAAAGAACCUGUGCUGGGGCACUGAGAGUCUGCGCCUUUAUGAGAAAGUGACGGACGGAGAAGUGCUGGGCUGGGAUGAUAACGUGCUGAAGCUGCUUCUGCAGUUUAUGUUAAAUAAGCCAUGAAUUUAUCCGAGUCAUGUUUGAAAAAGUCCUGAAAUGUUUUCUAGUAUGAAUCAAUAAAUAUAAUUUAUGCCACCAGA